Halteromyces radiatus is the source of this 1180-nucleotide messenger RNA. RefSeq lists its product as uncharacterized. Gene Ontology annotation, biological process: double-strand break repair via homologous recombination. Lineage: Eukaryota; Fungi; Mucoromycota; Mucoromycetes; Mucorales; Cunninghamellaceae. Gene Ontology annotation, cellular component: Slx1-Slx4 complex. Gene Ontology annotation, molecular function: 5'-flap endonuclease activity; crossover junction DNA endonuclease activity. The transcript has 4 exons. The coding region runs from base 37 to 960 and encodes 307 amino acids. The record is from RefSeq and is a predicted model, not a curated record.
UUUUUUUUUGAUAACCUUUCUCUCUUUAUUCUUUACAUGGUUUACUUGUUUUAUUGUUGUUAUCUUUUACGAUCUCUUCAUCCAAACUAUCAAAAUAAAGUAUAUGUAGGUUCUACACCUGAUCCCAUUAAGCGACUUCGACAACAUAAUGGUGAUCUUACUCAAGGGGCUUAUAAAACAGAAAAACGUAGGCCAUGGGAAAUGGUACUUUUUGUUUAUGGGUUUCCCAGUCAACAAUCUGCAUUACAGUUCGAAUGGGCUUGGCAACAUCCAACAAAGUCAAGGCAUACAAAACGACAAUGUAUUUAUGAAACAGCACAAAGUAAACUUGGACCACCUGCUCAUGCCAAUCUCUAUUUCACCAAACUACGCGCUCUCUAUGAUCUUUUAUGCACAAAACCUUUUACUCGUUGGCCACUCAAGAUUCAUUUUAUGACUUUAUCACAUCAAGUAUUAUUUUUAACUGAAGCUCCUUCUGGUUGUUUGACUAAUUUACCAUCACAACUUUAUUUAUCCAAUGGACCGAUGCAAGAUUUAAUCAGUUUUAUUGAUCCAUCUGACAGCGACGAUCCUUCUGCAGGGUGGUUUGACGAUCUACCCAACGACAUUGAUUGCCAUGUGUGCCGAUUAGCCAUGAACAAAAAAGCAACGGACCGAUAUGUAUGCUGUCCUGGCAAUUACUCUCAAUCAUGCAUAAUGGUGGCUCAUCUUACAUGUUUAGCCAAUUUAUUUCUAUCGAAUGAUGUUUCCUGCAAUUUAAUUCCUGUGGAAGGUCAAUGUCCUGCAUGUGCUACUCGAUUGGUAUGGGGCGAUUUGAUUUACGAUAUGCAAUUACGAAAAAUACGAUACAAUAGUAGUAUAGCAAAUGAUGAUAAUAACAAUGAUGAGAUCAACAAGGAUAAUGAUGAUGGUAGUGGUGGUGCUAACAAUCAUGACUUGAAUGACAAUGAUACUACAUAGGGCAAAAUUACUUGAUGGGAAAAUAUCAACAAAUAGUGAUUCAGUAUGGAAUACAUAGAUCAUAAACAGUAAUGAUUCAUUCAUUUCAACAAUGGAUAGACAAAUGAUAUCUCGGUUUUAACUUUAUUCUUAUGAUACCCCCGCUCUUCUUUUAGAAUAAUUUAUUUACUCAAAUACCUAUUUUAUUUUAUUUUUUUUAAUAAAGACGUAUCUAUAUAUG